GCUCACGACAGCGACGAGAGAGAAAAAAGACGGUUUCUUUCAGUAGCAUGCCCACUGAGAAGAAAAUCAGCAGUGCUAGUGACUGUAUCAAUGCCAUGGUGGAGGGCUCGGAACUCAAAAAGGUCCGCUCUAAUGCCAGAGUGUACCAUAGGUAUUUUUUGUUAGAUGCAGACAUGCAGUCGCUGAGGUGGGAGCCAUCAAAAAAAGAGUCUGAAAAAGCAAAGAUUGACAUCAAAUCUGUUAAAGAGGUGCGGACAGGAAAGAAUACUGAUAUUUUUCGCACCAAUGGAGUUUAUGAACAGAUAUCGGAAGACUGUGCAUUUUCGAUCAUAUACGGUGAAAACUAUGAAUCGCUGGACUUGGUAGCCAACUCUGCUGACGUGGCGAACGUAUGGGUGACAGGGCUGAGGUACCUGAUCUCUUAUGGGAAACAAACUCUGGACAUGAUCGAGAGCAGUCAAAACAGCAUGCGGAUUUCAUGGCUCUCUGACCUCUUUUCAGAGACGGAUGUUAACGGUGCUGAGCACAUUGCUUUAGGAACAGCUGUUCAGCUGAUCAAAACCUUAAACCCGGGCUUGAAGAAUGUCAAGAUAGAACUCAAGUUCAAAGAGUUUCACAAAGCAAAAGACAACGUUGUCACGAAGGAGGAGUUCAUUGAAGUUUUUCACGAACUUUGCACAAGGCCAGAGAUCUACUUUCUCUUGGUUCAGUUCUCAAGCAAUAAAGAGUUUCUGGAUGCCAAGGACCUCAUGAUGUUUCUAGAGGCAGAGCAGGGAAUGGCUCAUGUCAACGAGGAUACCAGCCUGGAAAUUAUUCAAAAAUACGAGCCGUCAAAAAAAGGCCAGCAGAAGGGCUGGCUGUCUUUGGAUGGUUUUACCAAAUACCUCAUGUCCCACGAGUGCCAUAUAUUCGACCCUGAACAUAAGAAUGUGUGCCAGGAAAUGCAUCAGCCCCUGUCCCACUAUUACCUGAAUGCAUCUCACAAUACCUACUUGAUAGAAGACCAGUUCCGGGGCCCUUCUGACAUCACAGGAUACAUACGCGCCCUCAAAAUGGGUUGCCGAAGUGUUGAGGUGGACGUCUGGGACGGUCCAGACAAUGAGCCAGUAAUAUACACGGGGCAUACCAUGACGUCACAAAUAGUCUUCCGUAGUGUCAUUGACAUUAUCAACAAAUAUGCCUUUGUGGCGUCCGAAUACCCCUUGAUAAUCUGUUUAGAAAACCACUGUUCCAUCAAGCAGCAGAAGGUCAUGUUUCAACACCUGAAAAAGAUCCUGGGGGAUAAACUCUACACCGAGUUGCCUAAUGCAGAGGAAAGCUAUCUCCCAUCUCCUUACGCUUUAAAAGGUAAAAUCCUACUGAAAGCCAAAAAGCUUGCGGCUAACUGCACCAGCCCAGAGGGAGAUGUGACCGAUGAAGAUGAGGGGGCAGAGAUGUCUCAGAAGGCAGGUAAUGAAGCAGGGGAGCAUCCAAACUUUGUUACCCAGAAGACAUUUCAGCUCUGCAAAGACCUUUCCGAUAUGGUUAGCCUCUGUAAGUCAGUCACGUUCAAAGACUUCCAGCUGUCUUUCCAGAAUCAGAAAUACUGGGAAACCUGCUCUUUCAAUGAAGUGCUUGCAACCGGCUAUGCCAACGAACACCCUGGCGAUUUUGUCAACUACAACAAAAAGUUUCUUGCAAGGGUCUAUCCAAGUCCCAUGAGAAUAGAUUCUAGUAACAUGAACCCCCAGGAUUUCUGGAAGUGUGGCUGUCAGAUAGUGGCUAUGAAUUUUCAAACCCCAGGCUUGAUGAUGGACCUUAAUAUUGGCUGGUUCCGCCAAAAUGGCAACUGUGGCUACGUACUCCGGCCCGCCAUCAUGAGAGAAGAGGUGUCUUAUUUCAGUGCCAACACUAAAGAUUCGGUUCCUGGUGUCUCCCCUCAGCUCCUUCACAUUAAGAUCAUCAGUGGGCAGAACUUUCCCAAGCCCAAAGGUUCAGGGUCCAAGGGAGAUGUGGUGGAUCCUUAUGUUUAUGUGGAGAUCCAUGGGAUACCAGCGGACUGUGCUGAGCAAAGGACAAAAACCAUUAAUCAGAAUGGUGACAAUCCCAUUUUCGAUGAGAGCUUUGAGUUUCAGAUCAACCUGCCGGAGUUGGCCAUGGUGCGCUUUGUAGUGCUGGAUGACGAUUACAUUGGGGAUGAGUUUAUUGGACAGUAUACCAUUCCUUUCGAGUGCUUGCAGCCUGGCUUUCGCCACGUUCCCCUGCAGUCCCUAACAGGGGAGAUGUUGCCCCAUGCCUGGAUUUUUGUGCAUGUGGCCAUGACCAACCGCAGGGGAGGGGGGAAGCCACACAAACGGGGACUCUCUGUGAAGAAGGGGAAGAAGUCCAGAGAGUAUGCCACCAUGAGAAUAUUGGUGGUUAAAGCAGUAGACGAGGUCUUCAAGAAUGCAUUGCAGCCUUUAAGAGAAGCCACAGAUCUCAGAGAGAACAUGCAGAAUGCAAUUGUGCCAUUUAAAGAGUUGUGUGGACUGUCAGCUGUGGCUAAUCUAAUGCAGUGCAUCCUGGCACUGUCAACGCGCCUCAUGAGUGGAGACAAUACGCCCUAUGUGCUAUUCAACCUCAAGGGCCAGUUCCCUACCAUGGAGCCUCAGGGGUUGAUCCCAGAGAUGCUGAAGAAGAUUGUGACUGCGUAUGAUGCUAUGAUUCAGACCAGCAGGACUCUAAUUGAAAAUGCAGAUGGGGUAUAUGAAAAGAUAAUGCAGUGCCAGAAAGCAGCCAUGGAAUUCCAUGAGAACUUGCAUCACAUAGCAGCGAAAGAAGGUCUGAAAGGAAGGAAACUGCACAAGGCCGUGGAGAGUUUUACCUGGAACAUCACUAUUCUGAAGGGGCAGGCAGAUCUACUUAAACAUGCUAAAAACGAGGUCCUGGAAAACCUGAAGCAAAUUCACUAUGCCGCCCUGACCUGUGACCUGAGUAAGCUUAGCAUCGGCUCGACAGAGUCAUCUAAGGCAAGGCGCAGUCUAGGCGCCAUUCCUGAAAAACUCACUGGAGACGAGGAGUCUGCAGACAGGGACAAGGACUUUGUCCUCCAGAGGUCGGUAGCUCGCUGAUAUCCUCUCUCAAGCUGACUUGGUCGUGUGAUCGGAGGAUGCCCACUGAACCUUCAGGUCUCCUGAGCCAUGUGGAGAAUUCCAGCGGUGAGGAGGAAAGCGAUUGGGCAUUCAAAAUGGGGUGAAAAUCAGGAGAAAUAAUAAUAAUUUAUUAAAAAUACAAAAUAAAAUAAAACACGACUACCGGUUGCCCAGAAUGUUUUUUUUUAGGGGAAGCCUAAAGCACAGUAUGGAAGGUGUUGACCAAAAAGCUGGAGCUAUGAAUGUAGCCGAAUGUAGUGUACAAAACAAAACAAAAAAUGGGGGAAAAAAAACUAUUUAUAGAAAUGGACUGCUCAGUGUUCUGUCUGCCAAAAUGUGUAUGUGUUUACAGAGUUCUGACUUUACCAGCUCAUGUGAAGUACAAGUUUGUUUUUUCUUUGUUUUGUUUAUUUCAGGUUUAGUAAGAAA
Molecule: messenger RNA, 3539 nt
Organism: Polyodon spathula (Mississippi paddlefish)
Lineage: Eukaryota; Metazoa; Chordata; Actinopteri; Acipenseriformes; Polyodontidae
Product: inactive phospholipase C-like protein 2
Exons: 5
Coding region: 48-3089 (1013 amino acids)
Biological process (GO): lipid metabolic process; intracellular signal transduction
Molecular function (GO): phosphatidylinositol-4,5-bisphosphate phospholipase C activity
Source: RefSeq, a predicted model, not a curated record